UAGUCAGCCUGGGCUGGCAAGAGAGAUGGAACAACUAAAUCCACAGAGCAUUCUGGUGACCGGUUCCAAUCGCGGACUUGGCUUGGAGCUGGUCAAGCAGCUGGCAAAGAAGAGCAACCCUCCAAAAUGGAUCUUUGCCACUUGCCGGGACUCAGCUGGAUCUGGUGCUCAGGAUCUGAAGAAUUUGGUUGCUGAACAUCCACAAAUUGUCAUCAUCACAUUGGACACAAAUGAUCCAUGCAGUGUUAAGGCUGCUGCAGCCAAAGUCACAGAACAUCUCAAGGGGGCUGGAUUGAACCUGCUGGUUAACAAUGCAGGGAUUUUAAAACUGAGCACAGUAGAGACAGAAACACCUGAAAACAUGUCGGACGUAUACAAAACCAAUGUCAUUGGGCCCAUGAUCGUCAGUCAGGCCUUCCUUCCCUUGCUAAGGAGAGCAUCCCAAAAAAGCCCCCAGAAAGGCAUGAGCUGCAGCAAAGCAGCGAUCCUCAACAUAACUAGCGAGUGCGGCUCCAUGACAAACCUCUUUGCCUGGCAUAUGAAUGAGCUCAUCUCUUAUCGUUGCAGCAAGUCUGCUCUGAACAUGCUGACUCGAUGCCAGUCCAUGCACUUUGCCAAAGAUGAGAUCCUGUGUGUUACAUUGCACCCUGGGUGGGUGCAGACUGACAUGGGAAACAAACUGGUAAAAGAACUGGAGAAAAAAAACACAAGCUCUGUAUAACAAUCAGAAAACAAGUGAGGGCAAGAUUCAUCGGAUUAGGAGUGGAACCUUCUGAAGAUUUCUGAAAUGUUUUGUUCCCACUGGAUCACGCCAUACCACCUGCUGUUUCUCCUGGGGGCGGAGGGGGGGAAUGAUCUCUGAAUUGGAAGCAUUCCUAAGGUUUCCAGGGGUACUUCAGACCCCUGUUGGAAAAAAUAUCCAUCUGGUUC
This is a messenger RNA of Pseudonaja textilis, 930 nucleotides long. Lineage: Eukaryota; Metazoa; Chordata; Lepidosauria; Squamata; Elapidae. The record is from RefSeq and is a predicted model, not a curated record.